GUCAGCUAACGUGACUUGAUCAAGAUUUACAGCUCUCUUCAAAAAGAUCCCUGAAAGUAAAGUAAUGAACAAGGGGAAGGACGAGUUUGACAGUGGGCAACAGGAGUUGCCCAAAGAGAGUUUGAACACUUGUUUGACUGGAGUCCCAAAUGAUGGAAUCGUGUCUGUGGAGGGCUAUUCUGAGGAUAGAGCGCUAUUCUACCUGACGAGAGAGAUUGAAGGGGAUGAAACAGACCCAAACAGCGGGUGUGGCAGCUUUAGAUUUUGCUGCCCAGUUCCGUGUGAUCAAAAUUCUACUAUGUCCCACUGUCAGGAUUUCCUGUCCAGCCCUUAUCGUUACAUGAAUCCCAAUCCAGGACUGAAUUCUGCUGCUUGCUCAUGGACAUCUGAAGGGGCAUUGCAUUAUGGAAUGAUGUCAAGAGAAAUCUGUGAUGCUGUGGCCAGCAUUAGUUCAGAUGUCACAGAGGAACCGUCAGAAGAAGUUUUCAUUAAACCAGAGUUGACUUUUGAACUGAGAAACAAGCCAGACAUCUGUCAGCAUGGCAACCAUCCAAUAGUUUUUCUCUCAUCUCUUGACCCGUCAGUGGACAACAGUCCUGUCGUUCAGAUGCCCAACGUCUGCCAGGUUCUGCAUGAUGCAAAUGGCAGGCCACAGGUGGUGGUUGUUAAUCACCAAUCACUUCCAAUGAUUCACUCAAUGCCCUCAGGAAGUCAUAACUCCACCAGUCCAGAGCAACAAUUUGCACCGCACGGCAGCACUCCUGAACUGUGCCCCCCAUGUGGAAAAGUUGAAGACCUUGGUCAGUUUGAUUACAUCAGCUCUUAUCCAGUGGGUCGGAUGAUUCCUUCCUCUUUGCCAGGACCAUGCACUCUACCGUCUCAGCAGUAUGGGCCCUCCCUCGGCCUACCGUCUGGCCACCAGGGCCUCCCCUCCAGCCCAUAUGGUGCCCCAGUUCCUCUGGGCCCUGGCUUCGGAUACAGCCUCAUGUCUGGGCCCUACAUGUCACAGUUCCAUCAGAACCCAUGCCCUUUGUACCCAGACACGCUAGGAUUGAAUCCAGAAAGUCAGCCGAAGAUGAUCCAGAGACAGUUAAGUGGAUCCCACUGGGACUCCAAAUCCCAGAGGAAGCCUUGCAACUGCACCAAAUCACAGUGUCUUAAGCUAUAUUGUGACUGCUUUGCAAACGGGGAGGUUUGCAGCAACUGCAACUGCAUCAACUGUUGUAACAACACUGAACAUGAGCCUGAAAGAUACAAAGCAAUCAAGAUCUGUCUUGAGAGAAACCCAGAGGCCUUUCGUCCAAAAAUUGGCAAUCGUAAACUUGGAGACCCUAAAGGGCGUCAUAAUAAGGGCUGCAACUGCAAGCGCUCUGGCUGCCUGAAGAACUACUGUGAGUGCUACGAGGCCAAGAUCAUGUGCUCCUCCACUUGCAAGUGUGUUGGCUGUAGAAACUAUGAGGAAAGCCCCAAGAGAACGUCAGUGGGCUGGGAGAGUUCUGAGAAGAGUUCUGGCCGGGGGCAGAAGAGCAGGUGUCCGCUGGCGUGCAUCACGCCUGACGUGGUGGAAGCCACGUGCGGCUGCCUCCUGGCUCAGGCUGAAGAGGCGGAGAGGGAAGGGUGCACUUUGUCUCAAGCUGAGCAAAUGAUUCUCGAGGAGUUUGGUCAGUGUCUGACGCAAAUCGUACAGUCGAUAUUCAAAAGCAGCGGCCUGCCUGGGUAGCCUCCGGAACAGAGGAGGCGGGAAGACGUUGUCCACAGCACAGGACAUAAGAGAGUCAUGUGGGCAGGUCAUGCACUCGUCCAUUUCGGUUUUCUUUUGGGAGUCAUGGGAGUCUUGUUAUGGGUUUUGUUUUGAAUGCAUAUAUGACUCUGUUUGGAAUAGCGUUGUCAACUGCACAUUGCUACGAAUGUGUUCAUGUAUUUAUUUAUUUAUUGAAUUGUAUUUAUGUAUUUAUUAUUUGAUGGCAUUUACUUUGAGAUUCAUGUUUCAUUGUCUAUAAUUCCUUUAAUAACAAUAAUUAAUUUUCAUUAAUUAUUUACAAAUGACUGCCGUAUGCUCUUCUAAACAGGACUUAGGUCCUAUAUAUGAUCUGGUUUUACUACUUAUGCAGUUAACAUUGAGGACUAGCAGGGCAAAGUGAGUUUUUGUCAAGUGAAAAAGUAAACACUAUAGUCUACUUUGUCAAGUUACCAGCAUUUAUAUUUCUGUAUGUUAAACAGCCAUUCAAAUUUUCACUGAACCCUGUGUUGAUAAAUGUUCAAAAUAAACUGUGUUGAUUAA
Molecule: messenger RNA, 2281 nt
Organism: Sardina pilchardus (European sardine)
Lineage: Eukaryota; Metazoa; Chordata; Actinopteri; Clupeiformes; Clupeidae
Gene: tesmin
Product: testis expressed metallothionein like protein
Exons: 12
Coding region: 65-1720 (551 amino acids)
Biological process (GO): regulation of DNA-templated transcription
Cellular component (GO): nucleus
Source: RefSeq, a predicted model, not a curated record